AUGCUCAAAAUUUUGCUGGUAGCCUCCUGUGUCGCCUUUGUCAUCGUGCAAUCGGAUGUUGUUGAUGAUGUGAAAAGUGCGGCGAGCGAUGCGGGAGAGAAAAUAAAAGAGGGAUUCAAUUCGGCGGGAGAAGCGAUUGGAGAUGCCACUGACAAGGCAAAACAAGCAGGGAAAGAUGCGGCGAAUAAGGCCGGUGACGCGUUGAACGAUGCCCAAUCGGCGGCCAAGGAGAAAAUCGACGAAGUGAAAAGCAAAGCCGGAAAUCAUCUCCUCAUUUCUGAAUUGCCGUUGAAGAUCAGCCGUGAAGAGUUG
Messenger RNA from Mesorhabditis belari, 312 nucleotides. NCBI's taxonomy places the organism in Eukaryota, Metazoa, Nematoda, Chromadorea, Rhabditida, Rhabditidae. The record is from the annotation of a GenBank genome assembly.